Molecule: messenger RNA, 441 nt
Organism: Thlaspi arvense
Lineage: Eukaryota; Viridiplantae; Streptophyta; Magnoliopsida; Brassicales; Brassicaceae
Source: the annotation of a GenBank genome assembly
AUGGGUCUACCCGAGUUUCUCGAAACCGACCCGAUAUCAUCGUCAUCAUGGCCGGAAUCACCGUCAAUUUACACGGCGGGGCAUCGCCAAGAGAGUUCAUUUUUCUACCCAGUGGCGGCGAGGCUGGCCGGAGAAAUCCUACCAGUUGUAAGAUUUUCAGAACUGAACCGACCCGGAUCUGGAUUCGAUUGCUGCGCCGUGUGUCUCCACGAGUUUGAAAACGAAGAUGAGAUCAGACGACUGACGAACUGUCAACACAUCUUCCACCGGAGCUGUUUGGACCGUUGGAUGAUGGGUUAUAAUCAGAUGACGUGUCCACUUUGUAGAACGCCGUUUAUUCCUGAUGAUCAACAAGUUGCUUUUAACCAACGGAUUUGGUCGGAGUCUAAUAGUGUCUCUGGACUUACCGGAGAAUCAAAUCAACUUAGGAUUUGGAAUUAG